Salvelinus namaycush (lake trout) is the source of this 2375-nucleotide messenger RNA. It is a transcript of the gene fut9a, whose product is annotated as fucosyltransferase 9a. The transcript is spliced from 2 exons. Gene Ontology annotation, cellular component: membrane. NCBI's taxonomy places the organism in Eukaryota, Metazoa, Chordata, Actinopteri, Salmoniformes, Salmonidae. The coding region runs from base 205 to 1293 and encodes 362 amino acids. The record is from RefSeq and is a predicted model, not a curated record. Gene Ontology annotation, molecular function: alpha-(1->3)-fucosyltransferase activity.
UCAAUGAGAUGACCUGGGAACUCAACAUCAGACCAAAAUCACUAGAUGACUAAGGACCUUAUUCCAACUGUGUGCAGCAACACCUCAUUCAAACACUACUUCAAACACUACUACUGAGCCAAUGUAGAGCCUGCCCCUUCAGAAUUCCAUGACUUUUUUCCUUGCCUGGAUUUCAGCACAAAGUCAAAUCUACCAGGACAGAGUAUGCCAUCUGCACCUUUCCACAGAAUUCUACGACCCCUUCUACUUGGCACCUUCCUACUGGGCUGUUUUGUGACUCUGUUUUUGAUGUACUUUAAACCGUCCACUAGCUGGCUAUCAGGUCCUGUAGAGUCAACAGCAUCCACAAUCCGAGUUAAAAACCUCUUCUCCGCCAAGAGUGACAAAAACCUGACCACUGUACUCGUCUGGCUCUGGCCCUUUGGACAGACCUAUGACCUGGGUGUCUGCAGCUCUCUGUUCAACAUUGAGGGCUGUUUCAUCACAGCAGAUCGGAACCUAUAUAAUAAGUCAGAUGGGGUCGUCAUACAUCACAGGGAUAUCUGUACUGAUCUCUCCAACCUGCCCCCCCUUCAGCGUCCCUCCUUCCAGAAGUGGAUAUGGAUGAACCUAGAGUCACCAUCUCACUCCUCUCAGCUGCCCGGUAUCGAAAACCUGUUCAAUUUAACUCUGAACUAUCGCCAGGAUGCUGAUAUCGAAGUGCCUUAUGGGUCGAUCGUGACGGCCCAAGGGGACGAGGAUUUCGUGCCUCCGAGCAAAAGCAAAUUGAUCUGCUGGAUUGUCAGCAACUGGAACCCGGAUCAUGUGCGAGUGAAGUACUACAACGAGCUAUACAAACACAUUGAGGUUCGCGCUUAUGGACAAGCCUUUGGGGAGUACAUUGCGGAUCAAGACUACUUUCCUACCAUUGCCAGUUGUAAAUUCUACUUGGCAUUUGAGAACUCAAUUCACAAAGACUACAUCACAGAGAAACUGUAUAACCCACUCUCUGUAGGGACGGUGCCUGUGGUUUUAGGCCCGCCAAGACAGAACUAUGAGAACUUUGUCCAGGGGGAUGCUUUUAUCCAUGUGGAUGACUUCACCUCUCCCAAAGAGUUGGCUGACUAUCUCCUGCUCUUGGACAAAAAUGAGGAAAUGUACCUCAGGUACUUUGAGUGGCGACGGCACUUUAAGGUGAAAAAGGCAUACUUCUGGGCCGAACACACAUGCCUCACUUGUGAUUAUCUCAGAAGGCACAAAGAGUACAAGGCAUUCAAUAACCUCGAUAAAUGGUAUUGGGGUGGAACGCCUUGAAGGCCCAAGAAAUUGUUGUUUUGCUGUUGGAGGCAUUGCUUGAAAAAUAUUUUCAGUCAUGGACAAUGCUUCAGCAUGUUUUUCUCAGUGGUUACAGGGGCCCAAAUUAGCCAUUCCCUUUUUUUAUUUUGUUACCAGCCAGAUUUGCUCAGCCUUACUUUGCCUAUUGCAUUUUCAUUCAAUCAUGUAUUUGUAUUUAUGUUGUAGUCAUUUGCAAUGCUUUUAAUAUUUGUUUUAUAAAAUAACACUUUUAUAUUUAAUGUCUGAACGUGACCACAUUUGCUGCUAUCUGUUUUUUUUAAUGAUGUACUGUAACUGUUUCCCACCCCAUAAGGUGGGAAUCAAGCUGACAUGCCACAUCUUUCAUCUGGCAGUAUUCACAACAUUGUGGUGUUGAAAUUGUAGUUUUUGUAAUUGUAACCAGUAUUCUUUUUUUUUUUCUGUGGAAUGUUCAUGUUGAAUUUGUUGUCCUCAGGGCACUAUUGAAAAUGAGUCACUGGUCUCAAUGGGCUCCCAAGGUUAAAUAAAAUAAUAAUGAAAAAAUAUAUACAAUAAAUAAUUGAAGAAAUAGUUGUUUCAAUUAAAAUAUUUAUGUACUAUUUAUUGAAUUGAGACAUUGUAUGAUACAAUACCAUCUAAAAUUCGUGAUACAGUCAUCUAUGCAGUGUUUACUGAACUUCAAAUGUAAAAGUAGUUCAGUUUUGUUAUCUACUGUAUAUUGUAUAUGUGUGUGUUUUUGAGAAAUCACCCUCAAUUUAUUUUUGCAAGGUUGCAUUUGCAAAACAAAUGGACACUCAUCUUUGAUCAUGUAUGUACAGUAACACAUUGUAGAAAGCAGGAAAGAUAACAAAAAAAUACUGACAAAGUGUGUCAGGGGAGAAAUGUGAACUUAUUAUGCUAAUAGUGGUUUCUUAGUGGGCAUUAUCACAUUAAAUGCAUUGAGGUUCUUUAAAAUGCCCAGUUUUCAUUCCAUGCUGUGUAAAUGCCAAUUUUGUCUACAUUUUCUCCACUGAACAAUGGAGAAAAAAACAGCUCUCAGCACGAUGGUUGAAUCGGUAACACUUUAUUUGAACUGUACGUAA